UUCGUCCUUUUCUUACCUUCGCUCAAACAUCUCACACCCAAAAAAAAUUCAGUUCUAAACCCUAAACCCUACUUCACUUACACUCCAAUGCCCCCAGACGCAGUUAUUUUCCUCCCUCCCUUGUACGGACUGUAAAUUUCACCCCCUCCUUUUAAAACUCCCACCCCAACUCCCACGGCCCUCCAUUUCUAGGGUUUCCACAAAAUGUACCUCUACAACCUCACUCUCCAGCAGGCUACCGGCGUCGUAUGCGCCACCAACGGCAAUUUCGUCGGUGGGAAGUCGCAAGAGAUCGUCGUGGCCCGCGGCAAGGUCCUCGAUCUCCUCCGUCCAGAUGACAGCGGCAAGAUCCAGACGAUCCUGUCUGUUGAUGUCUUCGGCGCCAUCCGCUCCCUUGCCCAGUUCCGCCUUACCGGCUCCCAGAAGGACUACAUCGUCGUCGGCUCUGACUCUGGUAGGAUUAUAAUUUUGGAAUACAACAAGGAAAAAAACGUCUUUAAUAAGAUCCAUCAGGAAACCUUCGGGAAGUCGGGAUGCCGUCGGAUUGUCCCGGGACAGUACCUGGCCGUCGACCCCAAGGGCCGUGCUGUCAUGAUCGGUGCCUGUGAGAAGCAGAAGCUCGUCUAUGUACUGAACCGUGACACUGCAGCCCGCCUCACUAUCUCGUCCCCACUGGAGGCCCACAAGUCCCACACCAUCGUGUACUCAAUUGCCGGCGUCGACUGUGGGUUCGACAACCCGAUAUUCGCAGCGAUUGAGCUUGACUACUCAGAGGCCGAUCAGGACUCAACUGGCCAGGCUGCGAACGAGGCCCAGAAGCACCUCACUUUCUAUGAGCUUGAUCUGGGUCUCAACCAUGUGUCGCGUAAGUGGUCGGAGCCGAUUGACAAUGGAGCGAACAUGCUCGUGACGGUCCCAGGCGGUGGGGAUGGGCCCAGUGGGGUUCUUGUCUGCGCUGAGAACUUUGUUAUCUACAAGAACCAGGGCCACCCAGAUGUCCGUGCUGUCAUCCCAAGGAGGGUUGAUCUUCCCAAUGAACGUGGGGUUCUGAUUGUCUCUGCUGCGACUCACAGGCAGAAAACCAUGUUCUUCUUUCUACUACAAUCUGAGUACGGUGACAUAUUCAAGGUCACAUUAGAACACGAGAAUGAUCGGGUUUCAGAAUUGAAGAUAAAGUACUUUGAUACAAUCCCUGUUACAGCUGCAAUGUGUGUCAUGAAAACAGGAUUCCUAUUUGCUGCAUCGGAAUUUGGGAACCAUGCACUGUACCAGUUCAAGGCGAUUGGGGAUGGGGCCGACAUAGAAUCCUCCUCUGCCACAUUGAUGGAGACGGAAGAAGGCUUCCAGCCUGUUUUCUUCCAGCCACGUGGGCUUAAAAAUCUGGUCCGGAUUGACCAGGUCGAGAGCCUAAUGCCCGUCAUGGACAUGAAAGUCAUCAAUCUGUUUGAAGAAGAGACGCCACAGAUCUUCACACUUUGCGGACGGGGGCCACGUUCAUCGUUGCGGAUACUGCGGCCUGGCCUGGCGAUCAGUGAAAUGGCUGUCUCGCAGCUUCCAGGUGUUCCAAGUGCUGUUUGGACAGUGAAGAAAAACGUGAGUGAUGAGUUUGAUGCUUACAUUGUUGUCUCAUUUGCAAACGCAACACUUGUGCUUUCGAUUGGAGAGACAGUUGAGGAAGUCAGCGACAGCGGGUUCCUUGACACCACCCCGUCGCUUGCAGUCUCUUUGUUAGGCGAUGAUUCGCUGAUGCAGGUCCACCCGAACGGGAUCCGCCAUAUACGAGAGGACGGGCGUAUCAACGAGUGGAAGACUCCAGGGAAGAAGACAAUUGUGAAGGUGGGGUCGAACAGAUUGCAGGUCGUGAUUGCUUUGAGUGGGGGCGAGCUCAUCUACUUCGAGAUGGACAUGACGGGCCAGCUGAUGGAAGUUGAGAAACAUGAGAUGCCAGGGGACGUAGCGUGUUUGGACAUUGCUCCAGUCCCAGAAGGACGGCAGAGAUCACGAUUUCUUGCAGUCGGAUCGUAUGAUAACACGAUCCGGAUUCUGUCAUUGGACCCGGAUGAUUGUAUGCAGAUUUUGAGUGUGCAGAGUGUGUCGUCGCCACCAGAAUCACUCCUCUUGCUUGAAUUUCAGGCAUCGGUCGGUGGAGAGGAUGGCGCUGAUCACCCAGCAAGCAUUUUUCUCAAUGCAGGAUUGCAGAAUGGGGUCCUUUUCAGGACCGUUGUUGAUAUGGUAACAGGCCAGCUUUCUGAUACUCGUUCUAGGUUCUUGGGUUUGCGGGCCCCAAAGCUGUUCUCUGCAAUAGUGAGGGGCCGGCGGGCGAUGCUUUGCUUGUCGAGCAGGCCUUGGCUUGGGUAUAUUCACCAAGGGCAUUUCUUACUGACACCACUCUCGUACGAGACACUUGAAUAUGCUGCAUCGUUUUCAUCUGACCAGUGUGCAGAAGGUGUGGUCGCUGUUGCGGGGGAUGCUCUGCGGGUUUUCACGAUUGAACGGUUAGGGGAGACUUUUAAUGAGACGGCAAUUCCACUGAGGUAUACACCGAGGAAGUUUGUGCUUCAUCCAAAGCGGAAGCUUUUAGUCAUUAUAGAGAGCGAUCAGGGAGCCUUCACUGCAGAAGAGAGGGAAGCUGCAAGGAAGGAAUGCUUGGAAGCUGCCGGGAUGGGAGAGAAUGGAAAUGCGAAUGACGAGCAGAUGGCGAAUGGUGGGGAAGAAGAGGAGAAGGAUGAUCCUCUUUCAGAUGAGCAGUAUGGUUAUCCGAAGUCUGAGUCAUCCAAAUGGGUGUCUUGCAUUCGAGUCCUUGACCCGAGGUCAGCAAACACUACAUGCCUGCUCGAGCUUCAAGAGAAUGAGGCGGCUUUUAGUGUAUGUAUGGUGAAUUUUCAUGAUAAGGAAUAUGGGACUCUUUUGGCUGUUGGGACGGCGAAGGCAUUGCAGUUUUGGCCCAAGAGGAGUUUGUCGGGUGGGUUUAUUCAUAUAUAUAGGUUUGUGGAGGAUGGAAAAUCACUUGAGCUUCUGCACAAGACGCCAGUAGAAGGCAUCCCACUUGCGUUGUGCCAGUUCCAGGGAAGGUUACUUGCUGGGAUUGGACCCAUUCUUAGAUUAUACGAUUUGGGGAAGAGGAAAUUGCUGAGAAAAUGUGAGAAUAAGCUCUUCCCUAAUACGAUUAUCUCUAUUCACACCUAUCGUGACCGGAUAUAUGUUGGCGACAUCCAAGAGUCAUUCCAUUAUUGCAAGUAUAGGCGAGAUGAAAACCAGCUGUAUAUAUUCGCAGAUGACUCCGUGCCCAGAUGGCUCACAGCAUCAUACCACAUAGAUUUUGACACCAUGGCAGGUGCAGACAAGUUUGGGAAUGUGUACUUUGUGCGGCUGCCGCAGGAUGUGUCAGAUGAGAUCGAAGAGGAUCCAACAGGCGGUAAGAUAAAGUGGGAGCAGGGGAAGCUGAAUGGUGCUCCGAAUAAGGUAGAGGAGAUUGUGCAAUUCCAUGUGGGUGACGUCGUUACCUGCUUGCAGAAGGCAUCGCUCAUACCGGGAGGCGGUGAGUGCAUCAUUUACGGGACUGUGAUGGGAAGCUUGGGGGCGUUGCUUGCUUUCACCUCCAGGGAGGAUGUUGAUUUCUUUUCGCAUUUGGAGAUGCAUAUGAGGCAGGAGCACCCCCCUUUGUGCGGAAGGGACCACAUGGCCUACAGAUCUGCUUAUUUUCCGGUCAAGGAUGUGAUCGAUGGCGAUCUUUGUGAACAGUUCCCAACCUUGCCGCCUGAUUUGCAGAGGAAGAUUGCGGAUGAACUGGAUAGAACUCCUGGUGAGAUAUUGAAGAAACUAGAAGAUGUCAGGAAUAAGAUUAUCUAAGGAGCAUUUCAUUCAGGCCUAACUAACUGUGGCGUUGUAGUUCAGGUAAGAGUACUGCUCACCAUAGAAGCAUACAUUUCACUACUGUUGUUGAAUCUUUGAUUAUGAGCAGUUCUGUUGAGGAGAGAUCCCGGUCUGGUGUUAUUUGUCAGCCCCUCAUUGUAAUACAUGUUUUGAGCUUGUCUUAUGCGGAGGUAAAGAGAAGUUUCGCGGACAUAGUUCCCAGAUUGUGAAUGAGAAAAAUGUUUGUACUUUCGUAGGUGAA
This is a messenger RNA of Magnolia sinica, 4114 nucleotides long. Its product is annotated as spliceosome-associated protein 130 A. The coding region runs from base 205 to 3849 and encodes 1214 amino acids. Gene Ontology annotation, biological process: mRNA splicing, via spliceosome. The record is from RefSeq and is a predicted model, not a curated record. Gene Ontology annotation, cellular component: nucleus; U2 snRNP. NCBI's taxonomy places the organism in Eukaryota, Viridiplantae, Streptophyta, Magnoliopsida, Magnoliales, Magnoliaceae. Gene Ontology annotation, molecular function: protein binding; U2 snRNA binding. The transcript has 3 exons.